UCUUAGUACUAAGCCUUGACCACGAGGCUCUUGAUCUUUCUUUUGUCACGGCGAAUGACCGCAGGGGUUUUGAGGCUUAGAUAUAAGAACUUACAAGCGUUCAAAUGUCAUCUGAGGGAUAUUAUAUCCACCUCUAAAGAUACAGAAAAGGCGAGGGUAAGCUUAGGGUUCAACUGUAAGACUUCAGUCGGCACCAAGUUUUAUACAUGCACUGAUUUCACAGAAGAUCAGAGGAUUGAUGACCUCAUGGGAAUAAUGGCUGGAGGUACAGAGACUACCGCCCAUUCUUUGCUAUCUUGCUUGUACUAUUUGAAGAAGUAUCCUAAUACCUUGCAGAAACUUAAGGAGGAGCUUCACAAGGAAGGAUUUAGAAAGGACGUAGACUAUGAGAAGCAGUACACUGUUGAGAACAUCCAGAAUUGUAGUUAUUUGAAUUGCAUCGUUAAAGAAACAUUUAGAAGAGACGCCUCAGUUCCUGAUACUUUUGAUUAUUGCUCUAUUGAAGAUACAGAAAUAUGUGGAGUACCGAUUGCUAAAGGUAUCAAAGUAAAACUGGACUUAGUUUCUAAUCACUUUGCAGAUGACCAAUGGCUUGAACCAUUAGAAUUUGUCCCUGAAAGACACGACAUUGAGUCUGACUUCUAUAAGAAAUCUCGAGAUGCCGGUAAGAUUCAGAAUAGCUACUCCAGAAGAAUCUUCAGUCAUGGUAGAAGGAACUGUGCUGGGCAAAGUUUAGCCAACAUGGAGAUGAAGGUGAUAAUUGCUUACCUAGUAACCCACAUGGAGUUCACAUUUGACAAGAAAGAUCUGGAGACUGAAGGGAUUGGGUUUGGGAUCGCCUCUCAAUUUAACCCAAAGAUUACAGUUACAAAGCUGUAGUGGCAGACAUAUCUGCAAUAAUUUAGCAAUCUUUAAAACCAAUAUGAUC
Messenger RNA from Moneuplotes crassus, 928 nucleotides. The record is from the annotation of a GenBank genome assembly. NCBI's taxonomy places the organism in Eukaryota, Ciliophora, Spirotrichea, Euplotida, Euplotidae.